AUGGGACAGAAACAAUCUUUGAAUGCUUCCUUGCACCGUUACAUUUAUAAUCAUGACACCGAUGGCCUGAUGGGAUUUCUUGACGCACACGAGGCUGAGCUCAACAACGCCUGCAUGGAUGAAAACAUUUACGUUGAACUUGUGCAACGACAGUGGGAUACCGCGACGAUUUACCGUUUUGCCAAGUUUGCAAACGACCAGCAGCUGGCUGUUCUCAUAGCAACCGCUGUGCUUUGCAGUCAUUUGAUACCAAUUGCUCCUAUUUUUGAAUUAAUGCAGGAUUGCAAGCGCACCAUUGAGCAAUAUCAUCUGAAGCAUCUCUUCUUAAUUGCCUGUGAGCGGGAGAACGUGGACGCCGUGCGUGCCUUUAUUGCAAAUAAAUGCUACGACCCGACAGAUCGACGCCCUGUUCGUGCCGUUUUACGGGCGCAACUGAAUAAAUCGGUGGUAAAUGAGGAACUGGUGAAAAUGGUUUUGGCGGCACAUCCGCUGCAGACGGACAACGUUGAAUACAUUCGCAACAAAUGCCUUAGCACAGCAAAAAAUGAGGGAGUUCGCAAGAUGGUAGAUGACCUUCUUGUUGAAUAUGUUUCGUGA
This is a messenger RNA of Trypanosoma cruzi, 597 nucleotides long. RefSeq lists its product as uncharacterized. The transcript has a single exon. Bases 1 to 597 code for a protein of 198 amino acids. The record is from RefSeq and is a predicted model, not a curated record. Lineage: Eukaryota; Euglenozoa; Kinetoplastea; Trypanosomatida; Trypanosomatidae.